CUGUAAUUAUAUGUGAAAACACCCUAUAGAGGAAAUGUUGAGGUUUUAUCACAGAGUGUUUAAUCUUUAAGUGUCAGUCAUCAGUAGAUCAGUAUGGAGUUGAUUUCUCUUCCUCUAGUUCUCUUGCUGAUUUUAAACAUCCACUCUGAACAAACUGAAGACAUCAGGUUGGUGAAUGGUGACAACUGUUCUGGAAGAGUGGAGGUUCUUUAUGAUGGAGUUUGGGGAACUGUGUGUGAUGAUAGUUGGGAUCUAUCAGAUGCUACAGUGGUUUGUCGACAGCUGGGCUGUGGUUAUGCUACAGAGGCAAAGAGCAGUGCUUAUUUUGGUCAAGGUUCAGGACAAAUAUGGAUGGAUGAUGUACAGUGUAUAGGGAAUGAAUAUACACUGAAAAUCUGUACCUCAAGGGGAAAAGGAAAUCACAACUGUGAUCACAGUGAAGAUGCUGGAGUCAUCUGCCAAUUUGCCAGGACACAAACAACUCGAACACCAAGUACAGCUAGACCAGAGAUAUUAAACACACCCAUCUCAGGGUUCAAAGCAUGGACCUGGUGGCCCCCUUCAUCCACCACUACUGGAGACACACUUACUGCUUCACACCCCCAGGAUCACAUGCACUCCAGUACAUCAACAGCAAUGUCAUCAUCACAGGCAUGGACCUUGUGGCCUACUUCAUCCACUAUUACUGGAGACACACUUACUGCUUCACACCCUCAGAAUAACACACAAUACAGUACAUCACCAGCAGUGACAACAGCAGAAAGACCAACAUCUCAAGUGUUUGUUUGGCCUGCUGAUCUUGUAUACAGAGGAGAAACUGUCACUCUCAGAUGUGUCAUCAGUGGAGGAGAUGUCUAUAGCUGGCAGUACAGCUGGUAUAAAGAUUCAUCACUUUACAACAUCAGUGACCUUCAGUAUUACACAAUCAGAUUUGUUAAUGAGUCUGACAGCGGAAACUACACCUGUAGAGGAUCAGCAACCAACGGACCACAAUCCUCAAACAUCAGUGAUGCAGUUACUCUGACAGUAUCAGAGAGCCCUAAACCUGUAGUGAGUGUUGAUCCUGACAAACAGCUGUUCAGAGGAGAAACUGUUACUCUGAGAUGUGACAUAAAUGGUACAGGAGACAUUGAGUGGACAUACAGCUGGACUGUAGAGCCGUAUAACCAGUAUAGACAGUUCUACUGUGACAGACAAGAGUGUAAAAUCAACAACAUUCAAUACUAUCACAGUGGUAAAUACACCUGUAGAGGAAAGAUAAGUGAACAAAACACUAAAAUGAGUGAUGCUGUUACACUGACUGUAUCAUCAGAUAAACCACAGACAGUUUUAAGCGUUUCUCCGCAGCAGUGGUUGACUGAAGGAGAUUCAGUGACUCUGAUGUGUGAGGUUAGAAGUUCAUCUACAGGCUGGACAUUCAGCUGGUUCACUGUACAGAUGAAUAAAGAUUUUGAUUAUGAGCUGGUGUCAGACAGCAUUCGAGGAUCUAAUGGCAACUACACAGUGAGUUCAGUGACUGUGAAGCACACAGGAGUUUAUAUGUGCAGAGCAGAGAGAGGAGAUCCAGUCUAUCACACAGAGUACAGUAACAAACAAACGCUGUGGAUCACUGGAGUUUCUCGUUCAGUCUCUCUGAUCAUCAGACCCAACAGAUCUCAACACUUCUUAUAUGAAUCUCUCUCUCUGAGCUGUGAGGAUCACAGUAACUCUACUGGAUGGACAGUGAAAAGAUACACAGACAAACUGAAACCUUGUUCAUCAUCAGACUGGAGAUCUACAGGAACAACAUCUACAUGUACAAUCAGAUCUCUCAACACAUCUGAUACUGGAGUGUACUGGUGUCAGUCUGAAUCUGGAGAGAAACUUCAUCCUGUUAAUAUCUCAGUACACAAUGUUCAUAUUAUUCUGGACAGUCCUGUUCAUCCUGUGACUGAAGGAGAUAAUCUGACUCUUGGUUGUUUAUAUCGACUUAACCUCCAAACUGGAUUUUAUAAAGAUGGAUCAGUGGUGCAGAAUCACACUAAAGAAGACGUGAUGAUCAUCCCUACAGUCUCAAAGUCACAUGAGGGUUUCUACUACUGUAAAAAUUCAGAGAAAGGAGAGUCUCCAAAGAGCUGGAUCUCAGUCAGAGGUGAGAAAGCUCGUGUGAAGAUGUCUGGACUCAAGAUUUCCAUUUUUCUGCUGGCAGUUUGUCCAUAUCUGAUAGCGACAGCCGUGCUGGUUUUCAAAUGCUACAGAUUGAAAGUUCCUCACUCAUCUGUUGAAGAUCAGUUGCAGUAUGCAGUAAGAGAAGAUGAAACAUCAUUUUGAUGUGAGUGCAGUCAAGCAUCAGUCUGUGAUCUCUCAAUUACACAUUCACAAACUGAAUAACUGCAGUCAAUAACAAUGAGUGACAAUCACAAAUAAAUUCUGGAAUGAAUUCCUAUUAUUUAUAUAUGUGUGUGAAUGUGAUAAAGGAGUCACUCUCAGUUUUUAGCAUUAGCAUCAUACGUUGGUUAAAAGCAUUUCUGUAACUGUUUUCAUAAUUUCUAUAAUGUGACAUAUUUCUGAGUAAAGCAGGACAUUUAUGGUUAGCUUCAGCUGAAAAUGAAUUUCAUAAAUGGAACAAUGUAUUGCAUUUCAUUAAUAUAUAUUACCUUUUAGUUGUAUCGCUAAAUCUACAUUUUUUUAUGUAAUUAUAAACUGAAUAUCAGUUGUUAGUCAUGUUAGUGUAAUUCUUUAUAAUGGAUCCAUUAAAUCAGAUGUGACUUCA
This is a messenger RNA of Paramisgurnus dabryanus, 2752 nucleotides long. NCBI's taxonomy places the organism in Eukaryota, Metazoa, Chordata, Actinopteri, Cypriniformes, Cobitidae. The record is from RefSeq and is a predicted model, not a curated record.